AUGGAAUAUCCUUACAAAAAUGAUCGAAAAAUUUCAAGAUCCUUCUCUCUAUUAAUUCUAUUUACUUUAAUAAAUAUUAAUUUGGCCAUUUUAUUCUCUCCAAUUAAUGCCUGUGAUCUUUUCCUUUUAAAUAGAGGAAAUACUUUGGGAUGUGGGGGAUUAUGUCCUCCUAGUUGUGGAUUGUCGUUGCUUAAUUUGGCGUCACCAUUUCAAGGAGCUCUUCCACUUCCUCCACAACCACCACCAACCAUCUUACAGCCUCAAAUCCCCGCUGCAUAUACAGCUCCAAGGCUUCUUCCACCGCCCUUUUUUAGAGCUCCUUCACUGCUUCCUCCACCACCUAUUUUACCGAAUGUUUUAGCACCGCCUAUAGUCCAGACUGCUCCAAUUGUAUGUCUCGGAAUUUUAUUUCAACUUAAAAUUAAAUUUAUUCAAAGGUUCCCCCUCCAAAAAUAUUGCAGCCUGAGGUCUCUAAUCUUCCAACACAAGGUACAGAAAUAUUCCUAA
Molecule: messenger RNA, 507 nt
Organism: Meloidogyne enterolobii
Lineage: Eukaryota; Metazoa; Nematoda; Chromadorea; Rhabditida; Meloidogynidae
Source: the annotation of a GenBank genome assembly